Molecule: messenger RNA, 1395 nt
Organism: Cricetulus griseus (Chinese hamster)
Lineage: Eukaryota; Metazoa; Chordata; Mammalia; Rodentia; Cricetidae
Source: RefSeq, a predicted model, not a curated record
ACCGGAGCAUGCGCACAAUAGAAGCUAUGCCCUGCUGUGGCGCCGGGGCUGGAGAUGCUACGACCGGGCGUGCUUUGGCGCCUAAGCCCGCGGCGGCUUGGGGGCUUGGCGGUUCCCGCUGGGAGCGGUGGACGCAGGGAGGUAGCUUCCGGUGUUCCUCCUUCGGGCAGCAGCUCGCCCAGAGCCCUAAACAUCUUCGACCGGGAAUUGAAGAGGAAGCAGAAGAAUUGGGCAGCCCGGCAGCCUGAGCCCAUGAAAUUUGACUACCUGAAGGAGGAGGUUGGAAGUCAGAUUGCAGACCGUGUUUAUGACAUAGCCAGAGAUUUUCCCCUUGCACUGGAUGUAGGAUGUGGAAGAGGCUACAUAGCCCAACAUUUAAAUAAGGAGACUGUAGGAAAGAUUUUCCAGACAGACAUUGCAGAACAUGCUUUGAAAAAUUCCUUAGAAACAGAUAUUCCUACAGUGAAUGUUUUAGCUGAUGAAGAAUUCCUUCCCUUCCAAGAAAACACAUUUGAUCUGGUGGUUAGCAGCUUAAGUUUGCACUGGGUAAAUGACCUUCCUAGAGCACUUGAACAGAUUCAUUAUGUCUUAAAACCAGAUGGGGUGUUUGUCGGUGCGAUGUUUGGAGGUGACACUCUCUAUGAACUUCGGUGUUCAUUACAGUUAGCAGAAACAGAAAGGGAAGGAGGUUUUUCCCCACACAUUUCUCCUUUCACUGCUGUCAAUGACCUAGGACAUCUCCUUGGGAGAGCAGGCUUCAAUACCUUGACUGUGGAUACUGAUGAAAUUCAAGUUAACUAUCCUGGAAUGUUUGAAUUGAUGGAAGAUUUAAAAGGUAUGGGUGAGAGCAACUGUUCUUGGAACAGAAAACCUCUGCUGCACCGAGACACGAUGCUGGCAGCUGCAGCCGUUUACAGAGAAAUGUACAGAAAUGAGGAUGGUUCCAUACCUGCUACAUACCAGAUCUACCACAUGAUAGGAUGGAAAUACCAUGAUUCUCAGGCAAGGCCAGCUGAAAGAGGUUCUGCAACUGUGUCAUUUGGAGAGUUAGCAAAACUGAGUGAAGUCAUGCCACAGGGAAAGAAACAAUAAAUAUUUUAUUCAAUUGUAAUGAAUUCCAAAAUUUUCAUCAGAUAUGAGUAACUGCCACAUCUAAGUUCUUAGAAAUUGAAGCAAGAAGCAACGUAUUAAGCUAUUUGCUAACAACCUAAUACUAUUCCAUGUUUAGUAACUAUUCUAGGUUCUCAUUGUUUCUAUUUAUAUAAGAUGCUAGUGAUACCUAGUGAUUUGGGCAUCUUUGAAGAUUCAGCCUGAAAGCAAAAGAAAUGUUUUCCGGGAGGUGGGGAGAAUCUAGAAAUAUGUGCACAUGUGUAAAUACAUGAUUUGAUAGGAAAA